Messenger RNA from Anopheles nili, 1257 nucleotides. Its product is annotated as protein Aster-B-like. Gene Ontology annotation, molecular function: sterol binding; sterol transfer activity. Bases 4 to 1119 code for a protein of 371 amino acids. Gene Ontology annotation, biological process: intracellular sterol transport. The transcript has a single exon. The record is from RefSeq and is a predicted model, not a curated record. Lineage: Eukaryota; Metazoa; Arthropoda; Insecta; Diptera; Culicidae. Gene Ontology annotation, cellular component: endoplasmic reticulum-plasma membrane contact site; plasma membrane; endoplasmic reticulum membrane.
AUCAUGGUGUCGUCACCCGCGGAACGUUUGGCCACGGAUUCGUCCGAUACGACGGACGAGGAGCCGGAAAAGUCGGAACCCCCAAACCCGACCGAAUGCGACUCGCUGCACAGUGGCCGUCAGCUGGUGCACACGAUCCUACCCAUCAAUGUGGACGUUCUGUUCGAGCUGCUGUUUUCCCGCUCCAAAUUCCUCACGGAGUUCCACGAGGUGCGUAAAACCACCGACAUGGUACCGGGCGAGUGGAAGCUGAACAAGGACGGGCUGAAGGAGCGCGUCGUAACGCUAACGAUUGCCAUUACGCAAACGAUCGGACCCAAGAAUGCCCACGUCACGGAAACGCAGGUGAUGCGCAAGUGUUCUCUGCCGAGCCAGCUGUACGCGAUAGAUGUGACCGCCGUGCAGGGUGGCAUCCCGUACGCGGACAGCUUCUACGUCACGCAGCACUACUGCAUGUCGCGUACGGUCGACAACCACACGGUGUUUUCCGUGCACGCGCAGGUCCACUACCGGAAGUCCAUCUUCGGCUUCGUGAAGGGCUUCAUCGAGAAGAACACCUGGGUCGGGCUGGAGGAUUUUUACACCUCGCUGUUGCGCAACCUGCAAAGCGAGUACUGCAUUCCACCUGCCAAGGGCAAGGGCCGGCGUACGCGGCGCAACGUACACACCCAGAACAAGGUGCUGGAGGAAACGAUCACCAUUGCCGAUACCAAAGUAAAGCAACCGAUACGGGUGCCGCAUGCGGCCGCUGGUGUAACCGCCCAGAAGGCCAGCUCCAAAUCCCACUGGUAUCGGAGGCUGGUGGCGAUCAUGCUGCUCAUACUGGCCGUGGUCAACAUAACGCUCUACGCGAAGCUACUGCAGAUGGAGGACAUCGAACGGGUGUCGCGAUUGGAACACAGCGAGGAGCUCGAUUCGUUGCUGCUGGCGAAAACCGUCCGAACGCGUAACGAUUGGUUGAUGAUCUUCCAGCAGCAGGAGUCGCGUUACAACGACGAGAUGCUCGAAUGGCAGCGGGUUCUGUCGUCGGUUACGGAAAUGUUGAACAAGGCUAGCGUGCUCUGCACGAAGUUGUGUCGAAUUCCUGACAACGGUACCACGAGCACUGGUGCAGGGUAGGCACCGGCGCCCGUGAAAGAGCAGAUAGGAUGGUCCUAGUUGGUUUGGUGGUUCCUUGUUAGGGUUAGUAUUAUUCGAUUCUCCAUUCGUUUGCCGACAACGUGAAUGAUUGUCGUAGUGGUCCGCUGUCCCUGGACG